CAGUGUAGCGCUGGCAAUGUGACUGAUAGAAUAACGGGAUGGGUGAGAUACACAAGUUUUAUCGGAGUUACAACUGUUUUAGUAGCUUUGUUUGUGUUGCUUUGACUACCUGGAUUUUAUUCUUAAACGGGUGCGCAAAUGGAAAUGUCAGGAGAAUAUGCCAAGACAGCUGCAAAAGUAGUUUGGAGAUGAAUACAGUGGAGUCUGAUUGGGGAUGUGACAUUGAGAGGAAACUGUUCGUGUGCUCUGAUGUGUGUAGUCAGUGGAACUAUACAUCCCUCCAAGACUGUUUCAGCAGAUGUGGCUCCAGUUACAGUCUGUUGUGUGAGGUGCAGUUCUGCAGAGUUGGCUGUGAAAAUAUCCUUGAGAACAAUGAUUGUAGCAAAUCAGAAACCAGGAGUGUCUCUCAGCAGCCUGUGGCAAGCAGUGUAGGCGCUACAUACAUGACCCUGAAAUGGAAGACAGGAAACUCCAGUGAUCGUCUCUAUGUGAUACAAUGGAGAUACACAGAGAUCCCUGGAGACUGGAGCAGUACAGGGCCGAUGAGAGGCUCCAUGUACAAUGUGACAGACCUUCACCCGUACACAGAGUAUGUCUUUAGAGUGGGGUGGCUGGGCUCACACAGCUUCUGCACACUCUCCCUGGACAGCAGGCCAUACAGAACUGCAGCGGCCGGUGUGCCCUCCUCUCCCCCGGAGGUCUCCUCUCUGGACAGCCCCAGCCCCAGCUCUGUGUUUGUCAGGUGGAUGCCCCCCUUGUUCCCCGGUGGUCCCGUGACUGGGUACCUGCUCCAGCUCAGGAAUGACAAGGAGAGCUUCUACAGAGAAGUCAACGGGCAGCGACAAAACUACUCCUUCCACUUCACAAAACCAGCCACCACAUACAGGUUUUCAGUCGCGGCACGGAACAGGGAAGGUGUCGGACCAGCUGCUCUUUCUAAUAUAACCACUGUGGCACAGCCAGAGCAGAGUCUCCACCCCACCCUGUGGCUGUCACAGCGCUCUGUUAUGUACAGAAGUGACCCUGGGAACCUGGAAGAUGUUGCUUGUGUUAAAGCUGAUUGGAUCACUCACAACAUCACAGGUAUAUCCGCUGUCCUGCAUGGAGAUGAGCUGUUCAUUUCAGAUUCUGUGGGUAUCUGGGGUGUGUCUCCUGAGAACCUGGACAACCCUCAUCUGAUUCAUCAGAGCCCUCAAGACCCCAUCAGUGACAUAUCCAUAGACUGGCUCUACAGAAAACUGUACUUCGUGGUCAAUCAACAGAUUAUGUUGUGUGAUCUCACAGACUGUUCUGCAAAGGUAGUCGCUAUCCUUCCACAACCUCCUUUUGAAAUCAUUGCAGAUCCCCUGAACGGAUAUCUGUUCAUUGGUCUAGCAGACGGUAUAUACUGCAUGGAUCUUCCAUUACAAGGCACCCUAUCUCCCGAGGUAAACCCAUUGAAACCAGUGGUAAAGGACACAACGCUGCUCGCCUUCCAAACUGACCCAGCUUUCAAAAGGCUGCUGUAUCUGAACGGCACAAGAGGAGUGAUCCAUUCUGUCUUCUUGGACGGGACUGGGCUGGUCACAGAGCCCAGGCUGAUGAACACUGAGUCCGGCGCAGUGACAGCGAUAGCGUAUGGAGCAGGUGCUUUAACUGUGACUGACGGAAGGAAGGUGUUCACUGAAGAGCUGCACGAGUCUGGCUCGACGUUGAUCGAGGUGUCUGUGGAUUUGUGUGAUGGAAGUCAGGAUUCAGAUUUUGACACCUUGUUUCUGUGGGAUUUGGUAACACAGCCUAUACCUGUUCCACAACACCAGCCUAGGGACUUGCAAGUCCUUCUGGGAAGUGGAUCAGCAGCCUUACAGUGGGGAAAACCAAUGAGGGGAAGCAAAGUAGGUCCCAGUGCGUGGGAGCAGUGGCAGUAUGAUGUGCAGGUUGGAGGUGAUGAUGGCAGCAGCAGGGUCUUUACUGGGAUCAAUUCCACAAGCCUGGUUGUAGAGAACUUGAAGAGCUUUGGACUGUAUAGCUUCAGGGUGCGGGCCAGGUCUGCGGGCGGGGAGGGGCCCUGGACUGCACUCUUCAGAGGAACCACACUGCAUUCAGGUGAACCCCCUCAUUUUCUGGCUGGAGGCAUCAAUGGAACUUGGAAAAUACAUUUAGACAGAUUUGUCUAUGAAAUGAUUCUGCCUCCAAUUCAGAAUGCUAUAGAUUUUGACUGGAUUAAUGGCUCUCUCUACUGGGUGAACGCAAGUGGUGUCGCUCAUGUUACCAGAAUGCAUGGUUCUGAUUCAAAGACUGUUGUACUGCAUGGUGUCCAGGAGGUGGCAGCACUGGCUGUAGAUUGGAUUGGCAACACUCUGUACUGGGCAGACAGGAAGACCAACUGGGUGUUGAGGAGGUCUGUGGUUGGCAGCCUGACUGAGAAUGUGGCGCUGGCUGCCGGCAGGGUUAUUGACCUGCAGCUGGACCCCCUGGCAGGCUUUGUGUAUUGGAUCACAGCUCACACAGUGGAGGGUGCUCAUCUGAAUGGGGACCGCCCCGACGUCCUGCUGGAGCUGCCCAGCUUCUCUGGUAAACAGAUCAUGGGUUUAUCUGUGGACUUUGACCACAGAGUGUUCUACUGGGUGACACAGGACAGCAAUACCUUUGAGAUCUAUCAAGCGGAUCUAUUGCACACUGGGCAGAGUAGCAGCGUGAAUCCUGUGAAGAUCUUCUCCUCAGCUAGCAUGCGCAUCUCCAGGCCUGCUUUGCAGUACUGCUGCGGCAGGCUGGUCUGGAUCAAUCAGGAGGGAUCACUGCAGCUCAUGGAAGUGGGGUUGAAGCAGGGCCUCGUUGUCUCUCCUGCGGUGAGGGUCUCCGCUUUCACGGUGGUGCAGCAGAAGCCUCUGCCAGCUGGUUCCUCUGCCCCUCUGCAAGUUAUUCCCACACCUGUUCCAGAAUCCUCUUUUCAAAUAAAUGGAAACACUUCGGAGUUGUGUGUGUCCUGGGAAAAGUCUGGAAACGUGAACCACGGAAAUGUGAGCUACCUGUUUGAAUCCCGAACACUUGCUGUGUUUAAGGAACUCAGUGUACCUUUCUACUGUCUGAGGGACCUGACACCUUUCCUAGAAUUUGAUGUAAUUGUGAAGCCAUACACCUACUGGGGAUCUGCAGCUAAAACAGCUGCCUCCCUCCGUACCCCAGAAGCUGCACCCUCUGCUCCAGUCAGUGCCAGGGUGUUUGUGAGUCAGUGGCCAUGCUUCCCUGCAAACAUAGCAGAGACGGAGGUGGAGUUUCGAUGGGGCCCUCCCACUCAGCCCAACGGGGUCGUGAGGGGCUACAGCCUGUACUACAGCACUGGGAACUGUUCACAGGGAGGCCUUGAUAUCCAAAAGGCCUCCUCACAAACUCUACCAGCUAGUGGCACCAGCUUCAGCAUUAAACACACCGGAGCAAACCUGCAAUGGCACUAUUGCUUUCAGGUAUCUGCCUUUACAAGUGCUGGCUUUGGUGAGAGAACAGGUGUUGUGAUGGCAAGUGCAGCAGGGUCGGCACCAGCUCCCUACCUGCUGGCUGUGAGAGAUGGCCGUGCUCACCUGCUGGAUGUGGACACUGAUCAGACAGUGCUGACGCUGCCUGUGUCGGCUGUCAUUGACCUGGGCUACAUGGUACAGUCACGGCAGCUGUUUUACUUGACUGAGAAUUCAAUUGUGAGCACUGGACUGGACGGAGGCAAUAAAACCCAGCUGACUGACAGGAGCCUGCCUGGGGUUCCUAGAGCUCUCGCAGUGGACUGGAUGGGGAGAAGGCUGUACGUGCUAUCAGGGGAUCCAGACAGUUCAGACAGUACCAUAUACCUGCUGGAUCUCGAGCAACAGGACAGGAAGCUACACAAACUGCUUCACAUCAGCAAGGAGAUCUGUUCCUUCUCAGUGUACCCCAAGGAAAGCCUCUUGCUGUGGACACAGGGCUGCUCUGGGAACUCUUCUCUACAGGCGUACAGUUUAGUGGACAGGACGAUUCGAACGCUGCUUGGCCCCGGGUCAGAGAGCCCUGCACCGCCUUGCACCUGUCCCAAGGCCGGAGCCCUGCUGACCGGCGGCCUGGCUGUGGACACUGCAGGCUCGGGGGGCGGCACGCUCUUCUUCACCACACGAGACUGGUCAGUCUGGGGGGCCGAUAUCACAGGUUGCAGGUGCUGGAAAGCUUUGAACUCCACUGGGGCUGAAGAUCUCAGGACCACCACCCUGGCUGUGGAUUCAGUGGCACUGUAUUGGGUGAAUGAAGUUUCCGGCCAGGUGGUUAUUCACAGAGCUGACAAGACAUCAGGCCGGCCUCUGUCUGAACUGUAUCGGCUCAAGCCUGUCAGCGUGAGGGUGUAUGAUGGGGCAGCACAGGUUUAUCCAGACCCUGAGUGUUUGGUACCCCUGCCUUACCGGAAUGUGGUGCAGGUUCUAAAUAGAACGGACAGCAGCCUGACUCUAAACAUCCCACCAGUGGAGUUUCCAGCACACUGCAGGCAGGUCAGCAAGCCCACCCUCACCUACAUCAUUCACUAUGCUGAGCUGCAGGACAGCGAGUCGAAUGCAACCUGUGUCUGGGGACUGCAGUGCUUUAAACAGGAGGUUCAGUCUAACAAGAUAGAAAUCGAAGGCCUGCACCCGUAUACAAGGUAUCUUCUACAGAUCUCAGUGAGAAGCUGGUACACAGACCUGUCACAAGAUCUCGGACCGCCUUUUGUGAAUUGGACAGACUUUGGAGUGCCCUCGGCCCCGGUGAGGGUGGAAGCCACUGUCCUGUCAGACAGUAGGGUGCUUGUGUCCUGGCUGCAGCCCCAGGAGCCCAAUGGCCCUCCAGAGGAGCUCCGAUACCAGGUGGAGGUGAAUGGGGACACCUGCUGGCCUAAGGCUCCUGUGAGGGUAGAGCAGACUGGAGAGGCUGCACUGAGCCUGGAGCUGGACAGCCUUCACAGUGGAACGGCAUACACCUUCAAGGUGCUCAGCUUUCCACCAGGGGGGGGAAGUUUCAGCAGGAGCAAGGGGGUUGUUGUCUCCACAUUCUCCAGGCCAAGGCCUCCUGUUCUUGUUGCCGUCCAUAACACCACAUCAGAGAUAGUGUGGCAGCCUCCAGAGAACUCUCCACUACUCACCUACCACUUCCAGAUCUCAGAGGAUCCUGGCAGUGAAGAAUGGGGUGCAGCUGUGUCAAAUUGUUCCACCGGUGUAAAUGUGAGCUGUGUGAUUGAGGAGCUGAGGCCCUACAGGCGGUACGCUCUGAGAACCUGCGCUGUCUACUCCACCAAUGUCUCCAGCACGUCCUCACAGAGCCUGUUUCAGACAGCAGCUGGCAUCCCGGGCCAGUCUGACACCCCCGAUGUCAUUCUGGAGGUGGUUUACUGGGCCGAGGCAGAGGACCAUGGUAGCAACAUCACACACUAUGUCCUGGAAGCCAGAAAUGUAGCGAACGCUUCCUCAGGGCUGGGGGCCAACAGUUCCUCGGAGUGGACGGCUGUCUUCCAGGGCCCGUGUAACUCCAGCUCCCUGCGUUGCUCUUGGAGGAACCGCCAGCUGCGCGGAUCCUUCCAGUUCAGAGUGCUGGCGGUAAACUCUAUUGGCCGAGGGCCUGUGAGCAAACCCAGCAAAGAAUUCACCAUGAAGCUGUACGAGCCCCACGACAGCCUUGUCAUGAUUGUGCUUGGUCCAGUGUGUGCUGUGGUCAUCUUUGCACUCCUCUGCAUAUCCUUAGCAAUAUUUGGACUCAACAGGAAGGCUAAUAAGAAAGGAGACAUUGCAACGUUACAUGUGAACUAUAACCCUGACCUGGAGCUGGCUCAGAUCAGGGGCAUGAACACAGCCGUCAUCCAGACCAAUGUGUGGUACUCCUCCAGCUUCCUGCCAUCCCAACUGGAGCUGGAACUGCUGCCAGUGUUCCCGAGGGAGAAGCUAACUCUCAGAAGCUUCCUCGGCAGCGGGGCCUUCGGGGAGGUGUUUGAAGGCGUGGCCACUGAUAUCCUGGGCCCUGGCAGUGGAGAAGUGAAAGUAGCUGUGAAGACACUGAGGAAAGGUGCCACUGAUUUGGAAAAGGCUGAAUUUCUGAAAGAGGCCCAUUUAAUGAGUCACUUCGACCACCCGCACGUGAUUAAGCUGAUGGGGGUGUGCCUGCAAAAUGAGCCCCAGUACCUGCUGCUGGAGCUGAUGGAGGGGAGAGACCUGCUGAGCUUCCUCCGAGGAGCCCGGGGCACACAGCUUCAAGAUCCUUUGCUGAGCGUUGCAGAUCUCAUUGAUGUUUGUCUGGAUGUUGCAAAAGGCUGCACAUAUUUGGAAAAAAUGCACUAUGUACAUCGGGACCUCGCAGCGAGGAACUGUCUGGUCUCUGUGAAGGAGUAUAGCUGUCCCAGCCGCAAGGUGAAGAUCGGGGAUUUCGGGCUGGCGCGGGACAUCUACAAGAACGAUUACUAUCGCAAGGAGGGCGAGGGGCUGCUCCCUGUGCGCUGGAUGGCCCCCGAGAGCCUCAUCGAUGGGGUCUUCACAAACUUCUCUGAUGUGUGGUCUUUUGGGAUCCUGAUCUGGGAGAUCAUGACUCUGGGGCAGCAGCCGUACCCUGCCCGCACCAACCUGGAGGUCUUACACUUUGUCAGGACUGGAGGCAGGCUGGAGAGGCCAAGCAGCUGCCCUGAUGAUAUACACCAGCUGAUGCUGAAAUGUUGGACGCGAGACCCCCACAAAAGGCCGUCAUUCCGGUACAUUGACAACUGCCUUGAACACCUGAAAAGAAGCUGCAGAGGCCGCCGUGAUGUUGUGGGCUACUACAAUGAUGGAUACAGGGACAAUAACACCUCCCGGGGUAUUGUCAAUCAAGCAUUUGAAGAGAAUGAAAAUGAGGAGGAGAUCCCAGAAGAGACUCUCUCGGUUGGGGCCGUGCUCACGAUGGUAGGAGAUGACCUGCACUAUGUCACCUACCAGCCCUCAGACCCCGGCUCUCAAAGCACAGGCAUCAGCAGCAGUGUCCACGAUGGAGACAACCCAGGGGAGACCCAUCAGAUGGAACAUAAGCCGCACACUGCAACCCCAGGGACAAGAAACAACUCCCUACGCAGAUUGGCCCAAUCCUCUACUCGCUCCUCCUCCAAGUCUGUUACCAAACUGCCCAGCCACAGAGCCAGCCCUGCCCUGAGUGCAGAGGCCAGCCCCGGAGUGGUUUAUACCACCGUGGACUGGAGGGACACGAGGGCUGAUGAGGGAGUGAUGUCUCGCUGCUGACACCACAAACCUAAAACUCAGAUAAACUCAGCUAGAUAUUAGCUGAAAAGUUUGACUACUUGACCUGUUUUAUUUACUUACACAAAUAUGGCCCUAAUAUAAUUCUAAUGUAAUAGGUUCAGUAGUCAAAUGUUGCAACUCCUUUUUUCUUGAAAAACAGCAGCAAACAACUUAAAGAUCUCUCAAGCAGUCUCAAGUUAUUUGUGUUUCUCAGUUUGUUUUCUUCUUUUAAAAAAACAGGAGUUAUGUAAACAGUAAACACUUUGAAAAGUGGCAAUAGAAUUCAACUAGACAAGACUAUCAGUUCAAAUCUUCAUUUGUCUACUUCACUUCUUAAGUUGUAUUAUAAUGAAUUGGAUUGAGGUUGGAAUGAAGUUGUUUUCCGACAGUUUCAAUAAGGAAUUUGUCAGGAACAGAUUAUUGGAAUUCAGUAUGGAAAGAAUAGUUCAGUUCAGAUCUGAUUACAUCUGAAUUCCAGCAAUUUACUGUUAGCAUGUUACUGGAAGAAUCUCUUAGUUGUGACUCGUGGUGAACUGUGAAGUCAAAGACACAGCAGUGUGCGGUUAACUGUGAUCCUAGAUUAGAGCUAGUAGAUCAGUGUUGUGCUUGGAGCAUCAGGAGCUAUGCGUUUAAAUUAUUGUUAUUAGAUGUUUUGAUGACUAAAAUAAGAGUUUGAUAUCAGUGAAUCUGUUCAAGACUGUUGGGCCAUAUUUUCAAAGAAUUGACUCCAGUCUUAAAUUAACUCCUGUUUUGUGAAAGGAGAAAAACUCCUAUUGUAAUGUUAUUGGAGCGCUCAACUUGUUCGUUUCUCAGUUUUGCACAUUACUGUUGAGUUGUCAUCUUUCAAAAACUAGGAGUCAAUUAAAAACUGGAGUAAAUGCUUUGGAAAUAUGGCCCUGGGUGUUUUAACAGUCUAGGAAAUAUUAAUGCACAGUAAACUUUAUUUAAUCCAUCAAAAGCAGACUUUAAACAUUAAACCUAUGUUAAUAGUGGCCAAUAUUUCAUACCUUGAGUUAAACUUUUCACCAAAAUUAAGUAAAAUAUAUAUUUUGUAGUAAAAAGCAGGUCACAAAAUGAAUAUGUGGCUCUGUUUUGCAGGGUGAUGUCUGCAGCAGUGUAGGGGCGCUGCCCUAAGGUUUCCUGAGGGCUCCAGGUGCUGGAGAUAACCACAUUUGUGAACCAGCUCACGUACUGAACACAAACAAAGGAUCAAGGAACUCAUAGUGUACUAAGAGCAGAAUAGAAACCAGAGCGUUUGAGGAGAACAGGUGGAUAAGAGGAAUGUUUUCUAAACAUGUGUGCGCAAGGACGACAACAUAAUCCUAGCGCCUGGUCAGUCCAAUUAGACUAAAUCCUUGUUUUGAGUUUCCAAUCAGUUUGAGCUUUGCAGAAUGUUCUCUAUAUUUAACUAUUACAUGCCCAUUGCCCAUGUAUUACUUUAUUGUCCUACACAUGAAACAUCUCGCUCCCUCUCCCUAUUAGGGGACUAAGCAGCAUUACUUGAUAAGAUAUAAUUUCUGUGGAUUUUUUUGUACUGUUACAGAAAAUAUCACUGAGAAACUAUUAAGAUGCCAGUAUAUUAGCCUGAGAAAUCCCAAGCAGAACUGGAUAUGGAAAAAGUAUGUGUCUGAUAUGGUAGCACACUUGUACUGUGUAUGGUAGCAUCUAUUCCUACAACUGGUAUGUGAAAUACUGUGUGAAAAUGGUAAGAGUAGUGCCUUCAUUUGUUUUUUGAAUGUUUUGGGUGUGCACCCACUUGGAGCUCAAACUCAUUAGAAGCAUGAUGAUCUCCUGUUUAAGGUACAGAUAUUUCAGAGUAUAACGCGCAUCUAUUUACAUAUUUCUGAGGAUGACGAAGAGGUUUGUGCGGAAUGCAUCCAAGCAAGUUAUCUAUAAUUUGUUUUUUAAAUGUGGUGCGUUUCCUGUGAACAGGCAACGACAUGGGAGCUCAUGCACGUUACUGAACUUAUGCACAUUACUGGGCCCUUUGCUGAUGUUUACAAGCAAAGGGUGGGAGUGUUGCAUUACAUUUAAAUUUAGCCUUACUAGUCAUUUCAAAGAGGAUAUUUUUUUAAGCUAUACAUAUCAAAAUCUAAAAAUCUAAGUGCAACGUAGUUGAACCUGAUCUGCUUUUUCAUGCGCUGAGGCAGAGUUAGUAACCUACUGUAUACUGUGUGUUGCUGGGAACGUGUGAUAAACAAACAGGAACAGGAAUGACAGAAAGUGUGUGGAAUGCAUGGGAGCACGUUUUACCUGUGUCUGAAACUUACAGUAUAGGGCGUGCUUAACUUAAGUUGUAUUGCAUUUAUUUUCUGCAGUGAAUAUCUGUCUAGAUGGGCUGCAGCUGUAUCUAUCAAAUUACAUGUAUUACUAGCAGAUUUAAAAACACAGCUCUGUACAGUGAACCCCCACCUUGCUACCAGCUCAAUUGAAAGAGAGGCUCUGCCUCUAUCAGAACGAGCUAUCCGUCAAGAUAGUUUUAGCUGUGACAAAAGGAUUCUACUGCAAUAGCCCAAGCUUGUACAUAUAUGUGUCACAUGAGGCUCUCUGGACUUUAGAUCCAGUGAGCUAAAACAGGGAGGUUAAAUGCACCACACAGUUCAAGUGCAUGUGUCUGCUGUAAUUUAUGGUGUUUCUCAGCAUUUUCUGUUCCAUAACAUAUAGAAUUGUUUCAGUGGUCACUGUGAGCAUUCAAGAAGCCCCUGUUUCUUGUCACCCUGGCACAUGUAAUAGGGCUUCUGGAAGGGGACUGUUGACAUCCACAGGCCGUUUUCUUACCAACUGAAAAAUCAGCAGCACACAUAAACAACCACCACAGGCAGCAGGUGCGCAGAGCUGAACUGCGCACACAAACGCAAUCACUCAAGGCAAAUUGCUUUAUCCUUUCUCAUCUUGCACAGGGUCGUAACCACAGGAGUGCCACUACCUCAGAGUGCAUCUUCAGCCUUUUUUAAUCCACUGCUGAAAGAAGGCCUCCCUAUUUGUGAGAAAUGCACUGUUACAGCAGUACGCUUGCAGUUCAGCUCAGUGUAGGAGGUGAAUGAGAAACUAGGUAAAAAGGUAAAACUUAUUAAAAUAGAUUUAUUGCUACAGACUAUAAACAUAGAUUUGUGGGAAGUUAAAUAAGUGCCACACCCUUUCUUAUUCAUUUAUUUUGGUUUCAGAUCAUACAUUUGUACCAUGUAAGGAGGUCUGUACCUCCAGCCUUAAAGCUGGCCUUCAAGAGUUAGCAGAAUACAUGGUUUUCAGUUUUUUAAUUGAAUGUGUUCACUUUGAUUUUCAAUAAUAACCAUGAUUAACAUGGUUGUCUGACACGUGUGUUUUACAUAUAAAAGGUCUCCCUUCACCAUCUGAGGAAGGAAUGUAAAACUGCAGUUCAGUGUUUACAUGUGGCUGCUUGUUCAAGGUGUCUCUGUUGUAUUGAAAAAAGAAAAAUGAGCAUGAGAUGACCGCUUAGACAGUGAAAGUAGCGUUUUAUUUAGUUUGAAUCAUGUUAAAUGAAAAAGCUAAAUAGAAUAUCAAAUUAUCUCAGACACAUCUCUGUACACUUCACAGGAAAUGUUUGAUUCACUGUGCCUUUUCAUCAGCUAGAGGCAAAUAUCAGGUCUCAAAUUCUCAAAUGAUGGCAGACUAUGAAACUACCAGGAUUCUGCACACAAUGAAAACCAUCGUGUUGUUUGAGUCUGGUGAAGGACAAUCAUUGGAAAAGGUCUAUGGUAAAUCACAGUGGAACUGUAGAACUGUGUUAAACCACUGUGCUAUAAGACCUGAAUGUGUAUGAUUUGAAACUGGAUUACUCGAAACCCAUUUAUUUAAUUUCAGAUCCUUGUCUCAUACCAGUUAGAUCCAGAGGUUUCAACUACCUGAGCAGUUUUGGAGGAUCUGUUUUUAAAGCAUAGUAAAGGCGUAGGACUGUCUAAUACAGCAUAAUGAAUGCAUGGCAAAGGAUACAUAAUUAUUGUAAAACCCUAGAGAGGUAUGGUAAAGCAUAUUAAAAAGUAUGGCAAAUCAUGCUUGACUAUGUUAAUUGCAUUGUUUCACCAUGGGAAAUGUAUGGUAAAACUGCAAAAUUGCUGCACAAAUAUACUGUACUGUGGUAACACUAUAUAAGUGGGGGCAUGUGGUGACAAGACAAUAAAUAUAUAGCAUGUCCAAUAUUGUCUGUAAUAUUGGACAGUGUUUUGACUUAUCAGAGCAAUUAUUAUUAAAACAUCUUUAAUCAUUUUUGUUCAAGGUAAUUAUAUGGGUAUAUUUAUGCUGAGUGAUGACAUAUAUUGUAUACUAUUUAGCUGCAAGAGCUGGUCUUUAAUGCAGCAUAUAAAAAAGAUGAAAACUCUUGCUACUACAUUAACAUAAAGGGCAUAUUAGUCUUGUCAAUCGGACUAGUUAAAAGUAUAAAUAUGUAAUGUAUUCAAUAUGUACUUGUAAUCGUUGAGCACUGUGAGCAAUAGUUCUGCACAGCACUUUGUAAUCUUACAGAUUUAUAAUUUAUAAUGACUUGUAAUUGAAUUUCAUACUGUUAUGUACUUUGUUAAACCUACAGUAUUAACACAACUAAACACUUUAGGUGUUGUGAUGCUUUUAUUAAACCAGUGUGUCAGUUGGA
This is a messenger RNA of Acipenser ruthenus (sterlet), 11826 nucleotides long. RefSeq names its product proto-oncogene tyrosine-protein kinase ROS-like. Gene Ontology annotation, cellular component: signaling receptor complex; membrane. Bases 39 to 7220 code for a protein of 2393 amino acids. Gene Ontology annotation, biological process: regulation of TOR signaling; positive regulation of kinase activity; cell surface receptor protein tyrosine kinase signaling pathway. Gene Ontology annotation, molecular function: transmembrane receptor protein tyrosine kinase activity; ATP binding; protein binding. The transcript has 44 exons. Lineage: Eukaryota; Metazoa; Chordata; Actinopteri; Acipenseriformes; Acipenseridae. The record is from RefSeq and is a predicted model, not a curated record.